Molecule: messenger RNA, 2427 nt
Organism: Theileria annulata
Lineage: Eukaryota; Apicomplexa; Aconoidasida; Piroplasmida; Theileriidae
Product: protein kinase, putative
Exons: 3
Coding region: 1-2427 (808 amino acids)
Biological process (GO): mitotic DNA damage checkpoint signaling; protein phosphorylation
Cellular component (GO): nucleus; cytoplasm
Molecular function (GO): protein serine/threonine kinase activity; ATP binding
Source: RefSeq, a predicted model, not a curated record
AUGGCAACAAAUAGAAAAUUAUCUGUUCAAACAAGAUCUAUGAACUCAUGGAAUCUUGUCAACAAUAACGGCCACAAAUGCAUCAAUGAAAACAAACUACCACAAAACUAUAAGAAAACAAAUAAUGAAGCAACACUACUAACAAAAGAUAACAAACACGAAGGGGAAGAGAAAAGGACACCAACAAUAACCAACAAUUCCUUCUUCUCAAGCUCAAUAACUACAAGCACAACAGCAACAACAAUCUCAACAAAACAGUACAAUUAUUACUCUAACAUAAUCACGAGCACACUCACAAACAAUGCAGUCACCAACACACCCGUUAAAGGCGUAGCGGAAAAUUGCUGCCCAUCCAAGGACCUCACUACACCACCUAAAAGCCCCGAACAAAAGGAGCAACCUUCAAGAGGUAAGAGUAAUAACAAAGACAAUAUAAGGUACAAACCAUAUAAAGAAGCAACAAUUAAGUAUACAAAGAACAUUUAUAAGGAUUUAAGUUUUAGAAUAAAGGCACCCGAAAGGGACCUGGUUAGCGAACCUUUGCACAAAAACUUCAGCAGCGUACUGAAGGGAAAUUAUACAACCUAUAGAAAAAAGUAUUUGGAAGGCCCCGUUGUUGGAAGGGGAAGUUUCGGAGUCGUAAAGACACUGUUUAGCAUGGUUGAAAUCCUGGACCUAUACCAGUUCAUCCCAACCAAGCUAAGACCACCGAUUAACAACUUAUCACUGGGAAUAAAAAGAAUAAGCGAAAAUAAGUACGAAUUCUGUGGAGUCAGCCUAACAAGUCCAACGAGAGCCGCCAAAAUAAUGAAUUUUGACAAAAUAAAGAAGACAGGCUCCAAAAAUCUGCUCCACAUAUUAAGAGAAGUCUCAAUCGGCUCCUGGAACGAUCACCCGAACAUAGUCAAGGUCAAGGAGAUCUAUCUCAACGAACAGAUAAUAAAGUACCUCAACAACAUCAACAACAUGGAUGACAAGGAAAUGAUCUUGACAGGAAAAAACAACAACGUCUACCUAGUCAUGGAGUACUGUAGCGGAGGAGACCUCAGCAAGCUCAUCAUCGACGAAGUUAACAAGGAAAAUAUCAUACCCAGAAUAUUCGUUCAAAUAUUCAAGUCACUCUCCUACAUCAAUUCUAGAGGUAUAGCACACCGAGAUGUAAAGCCAGAAAACUUCCUAAUCACCGUUAAUGAAAACACAAACAAGUCUGAAGAUAUUGAAAUCAAGGAUAAUGAUGAUAUAACUGUUAAGUUGGCCGAUUUCGGUCUCGCCAACUCAUCACCAAGAGUAUUGAAAACGAGAGCAGGAACUCCAUACUACGUAGCGCCUGAGAUUAUCAAGUGUAAUGGCCACAACUGCUACAGCGCCAAGUGCGACUCGUGGUCCUCAGGAAUUAUGCUACACAUAUUUCUAUUGGGAACGUGCCCAUUCCACGACGAGUCCGACGUUAAGAAGUUGAACAAGGUGGUCAACGAAGAAAUUGAUUGGACACACCCAAUUUACGCGACAAUACCACCUGAGGCCUAUGACCUUUUGAAGAAACUCUUGGUCAAAAAUCCCUCGAAAAGAAUCUCGACCACUGAUUCCCUUAAACAUUUGUAUUUCCAGAAAUUCACCGGGUAUGCACCUUUGCUCCGUAGCAUUAAUGGAAAUACAUUGAUUGACAAACUUAUACAGUUUUACAAAUUCCCAAUCCUCAAGAGAAUUGCACUGUGCAUUAUGAUAAGGCAAAUUUCAGAAUAUAAACUGGAUAGCCUGACCGGCAUGUACAAGUACCUUGUCUCAUUCUCACAAGACCUCAACACACUCACAAUACCAUCUUUGACCAAUUACGUCAACUACUACAAACUCAACUCAGAACCAAAUAAGGACAACACAUAUAAUAACAAAAUUGACAAACUCUACUAUCUGCAACAAUUUUUAAACGUCGGCGAGAUAGGAUUCACAGAAUUUGUAGCCUCGCAAAUGGCCGCAGAACUCUGCCAAAACAAUGACCUCAUAGCCAACGUAUUUGCAGGACUCCACUCAGACCUACCAGGAAGACGUAGCCUAUUCAUCAACGAACAAGAUUUGGCAAGACUGACGACAAGUUAUACACACGACUACUCAAACCUGGAAAUAAGUGCAUACAUGGACCGAGACCUCGAAGUGAAACUAGAAACAGACGCACAAAUACUAAGCAGCAUCAACAACAUCAUAAGCGACGCGUGCGAAUAUUCAGAUAAGAUUUAUUUCCAGAAUAAAAUGGAAGGAAACACACAUGGUCUUGGAGGAUUCCUAAGGUCAACAAGAGGACCGGAUAAAGAAGCAUCAAUGUCAAUUGACGAGUUCUUCCUCAUGAUGAGCUUUAAUCUUAUUGACCAUUCACAUAAAGAAGAGGGAAGACAAGUUCGAAUCAAGAGGAAAAAAGUCACUAACAUAUUAUAG